Messenger RNA from Aspergillus luchuensis, 1446 nucleotides. RefSeq lists its product as uncharacterized. Gene Ontology annotation, molecular function: ATP binding; crossover junction DNA endonuclease activity; four-way junction DNA binding. The transcript is spliced from 5 exons. Gene Ontology annotation, biological process: reciprocal meiotic recombination; DNA repair; meiotic DNA recombinase assembly. Lineage: Eukaryota; Fungi; Ascomycota; Eurotiomycetes; Eurotiales; Aspergillaceae. The record is from RefSeq and is a predicted model, not a curated record. Gene Ontology annotation, cellular component: Rad51C-XRCC3 complex; replication fork; Rad51B-Rad51C-Rad51D-XRCC2 complex. The coding region runs from base 1 to 1446 and encodes 481 amino acids.
AUGAACCACCUCGACCUUCCUCCUCUAUCUACUCAAGAUCCUCACCGCGUAAUCUCCUUCCCGGCCUCGCAGUCCCUGCACGCGUCGACCGCGUUCCCGGAUGCUGCUGCCUCAGGCAGAAAGGCCAUACCGACUGGGCUGGUCGCGUUGGAUGAGGCGAUCUCUAUCUCUGCCCCGGUGAUAUCGACGACGUCAAAUGAGCGAAUACGUGAGUUUACUGAGGGGAAAGGAGAACAGCUAAAGGGGUUGCCGGUUGGUCAUGUUACGGAGGUGUUUGGGCCGCCGGGGGCGGGGAAGACUAUGUUGGGGUUGAAUGCUGCCGCUGGUGCGCUGGGGAGGGGGGAAGGGGUUGUUUGGAUAGAUACGGCAUCGCCGCUUCCUAGGCCUCGACUGCGCAAACUGCUCGAGUUGCAGUCUCCUGCUUCAUCGUCAUCUCCCAGGUCCUUGACGACGGAAAAUCUAACGUAUAUUCGUGCCCCCACGCUCCCUCAUCUCCUCUCCCUCUUCCAUCAUCCACCUGUCUCUUUUCCACCCCCAAACACAACUCUCCUUGUCAUAGACUCUGUCUCUGCCCCUUUCACUCCUUAUUUCCCUAACCCUAGUGAUAUCAACCAACCGCAGCAAGCGCAGAGGGAUGUCCAGAAAUGGCUCACAACGCGCAAGUGGAACGUGAUUAGCGAUCUGGCUGCUCAAUUGGUGAAGUUCGCAAGCAGGGCGAACCUGGCUAUCUUGGUUAUCAACCAAACGCAUACCCGGAUUCGGGGACAGGUGAGGGCAACGCUGUCGCCCAUAUUGAGUGGAAGGGGGUGGGAAUCGUGCGUUCGUGCUCGGAUCGGGGUUUAUGGUGACUUUGGGUAUGGUGGGGAUGGCGGGUGGGUGAGGGUUGCCGAGGUCAUGAAGAGGGAUGGGAGGCUUGUCACUGUUAGGGACAAAACAACCGUAGUGCCCUUUCGGGUUGCAAAUGAUGGAUUGUAUGCUGUUGAAAUGGGGCUCGAAGGUAAUGAAGAGGAUGGCGUCGCCGUAAAAGUCAGGGAGAAGCAAGCACAGGAUGAAGAUGCGCUUGAACCGGAAGAACCUUUAGAAGAGGAACCGGUGGAGGAGGAAGAGCCAGAGCUCGAAGAUUACCAAGCACAGGACGAUUCCGCACAAGAAGAGCUUGCACCCGACCCUGCACCAGAAGAGCCUGUACCAGGAGAGUCUGCACAAGAGCAACCUGCACCAGAAGAGCCCGUAAUUGAAGCGUUGGUGCAUGAAGUGCCUGUGUACAAUGAGUACACACAAGAGCACUUAGAGAAGAUACAGACCCAGGAGAUUCAAGCACAGAAAAAGCAAGCACAAGAUGUCCACUCCGACCCAGCUCCCGAUACUGCAAGCCAGCGAAAGCGAAAGGCAGAGGAGAUUGCGGACAGCCAGGACGAGGAAGAUUCGGAAGGGGUAUUUGAGUAG